AUGGGGGAGAAGAACGCCUCCUGGCCGGUGGUGGAGGAGGAGGAGGAGGCAGGCUUGGGGCACGUGAGGGACUACUUCACCUACCUCAAGACACCGCAGGCCGGGUGUCGCAAGCUCCUUACUAUGGGUGGUCUUCACAAAUGUGGGGACGUCACUGACAAACUUCCAGAUGGUAGCAAGGUGGUGUGUAUGGACGCCCCCCUCGGCCUGCCUCCUGCACCAGACUCUCGCACCUGUCUCACUCUCUCCUUCGGCAUCAACGUCGACGUCUCCUUCGACGAAGCUGUGUCCAAGCUCAACUGUGAGGUGCACAUGUUCGACCUGCUCGACCACGCGCCGGCCACACUACUCAGUCGCUUCAAACACAUUCAUUUCCACAACGUGGGGCUGGGGGAGGCCAGGAGGCAGAACUACUACCUCAACAUCCAGCAGGAGAUCCCCGUCGACAGCCUCUCUGGCAUCCUCCUCAACCAAACUUUCAUCGGUCGUUCGCUCACCAUCCUCAAGAUAGACAUAGAGAACGACGAGUGGAAAGUGCUGAGGAAGAUAGUCCAGGCGCCCUUCAUGGACAUCAUUGGCCAGAUCGCCAUAGAGAUCCACGCUAUGGACCUGACGACCCUCCCGCCGCACGAGCACCUGGCUUACGUCAGACAACGCUACGACGUCCUCAAGGCUCUGGAGGGUCGAGGGUUCCGGAAGGUGGCGUACUGGGACAACGAAGGCAGCGCCACCUACAGCGACUCUUCAGGCGACAUCUACAACACCUGCGGCGAGGUUCAUUACGUCAACUCCAAUUGGUACAACGAAACUUUCAAGCAACGCUACAAGGACAUAGGCUUCGAGUUCAGAUGAUGUCCGGACACCUGUUUACGUCCAGUUCAAAAACCUAUUUGAUUUCUCUUGCGUUCUUUCCGCAUAUAGUGCUAUAUACAGCUAGAGGCGUCUUAUCGUAUGGGCCUGAUGGGCACUUUCCCGGGGGCCCCGCCAGCAUUGGGGGCCCCCACCAGCAUUGGGGGGCCCCACGAGCAUAGGACAUGUUCAUUAUGGAAGCAGAAUGUUUAAACAUUUAGGUCUUCUUGCAAGCACACUUAUAUAAUAUAACCCUACAUCCUGGUGUGGGACUAAAUACUAAAUAUUUAAGUUAUAUAUUUCCAGAUGAGUAACCCAUUCAACAGAAUUGAAACAGUGUUUUGAGUGGAGCACAGAAGAGGAAGAGAGCUGCAGAGGAGGAGGAGAAAAUGGGAAAACUUCCAAAAUUAACAUUGUGGCUCAACAUAGGUGCAAUGAGCCGCUCAUUACAGUCCUUCAGAUAUAGCCUCCAUAUCAACAUCCACUCCUGCAAUGUCAGCCACUAGUACUGUUCCUUCAGAUAUAACAUCCACAUCUAUAUCCAUUCCUGCUACCAAUCAUCCAGUUUCAGCAGACAUACCAUCAUUACCUGCUGCUGCUGGUAACAUUUUACAAGAGGAAUUACCCAAAUCUGUAACAGUAAAUAGUUUGCAAUCCAAGAGACAGAUCCGAGGCUAUGGAAUAUUAACGAUACUAACACAAUAGCUUACUGGAUUCAAAGGGGGGGCCCUCAUCAUGUCAGAAACAUGACGACAGCAACCUUUCAAACUCACGCAGAGUGCAUAAAACAGCUGGAGUAGAGAAUAUGAAGGCGAGGUAUUUAUCAAACAAUGUGUCCAAACGUGAACUGCGGAAUGACGAGUAUGUAAAACGUGAAUGGCUACUCUGUUCACCAUCCUAAGGUCGUUUGUACUGCUUUGAAUGUCGCCUAUUGUCCAAGAAAGAAUCUCCCUUUGCUACAUUCGGGUUCAGUGACUGCAAGCACAGCAAUAUUAUUGUAGAACAUGAAAACGGAGGAAAAUAUCGAAAGUGCAUGACACCAUAUUUGAUAAGACAUAAAGAAACUGAAAGUGUAGAUUCUCUAUUACUUGAGCAACAUCGCUCAGAGCAGGAAUAUUGGCAUAAAGUGUUGACACGUGUGGUCUCUGUAAUUCGCUUUCUUGCCUCAAGGUUUGCCAUUUCGUGGAGAAAAUCAGAUUAUUGGGUCAGGAAAAAAUGACAACUAUUUAGGUAUACUAGAGGUGCUGAGUGAAUUUGUCCCUGUCUUAGAAGAACAUCUCAAAAUAUAUGGAAAUCCUGGAAAAGGGAAUCUGCCAUAUUUAUCUGCAAUUUGUAGCGCGGCCCCCUUGGUGAGAAGGUUAGCGCGGCCCGCUUGGUGAGAAGGUUAGCGCG
Procambarus clarkii (red swamp crayfish) is the source of this 2241-nucleotide messenger RNA. RefSeq names its product probable methyltransferase-like protein 24. Lineage: Eukaryota; Metazoa; Arthropoda; Malacostraca; Decapoda; Cambaridae. The record is from RefSeq and is a predicted model, not a curated record.